Molecule: messenger RNA, 1447 nt
Organism: Pieris napi
Lineage: Eukaryota; Metazoa; Arthropoda; Insecta; Lepidoptera; Pieridae
Exons: 6
Coding region: 34-960 (308 amino acids)
Cellular component (GO): extracellular region
Molecular function (GO): chitin binding
Source: RefSeq, a predicted model, not a curated record
GACUAAAAUGUAACCCUGACAUUGGUAUCAAGGAUGUGGAAGUUACUAGCUAUACUUGCGGUCGCGCAGGCUGUGAAUUGUAAUUCCAGCCCCCCACUGGAACAAGGCAGCAAUAGACAAAAGAGGCUAUUAUUUUUCGAUGAACAAGGAAGCCUUGUUAAGACCUAUGCCAACCCACAUCAAUACAACCUUGGAUAUUAUGAGAAAGACAAGAAUCCGUUUUUCUUUAAUUAUUUGAAUCCAUUUUAUAGCCUCCUACGACCAAACACCAUUGGAUCAUCUGUAGUCUAUACUAUACCAGUGUCAGACGCAGUAUUGAAGCAACUCUAUAUGGACCCAUUAUACCACAAUCAACUGUUAGUAUUGCCAACCCGAAAGCCAGUAGUAGAAGCGAGCCCUCUCUGCUCUGGAAAACGAACACAGAUACCAUCUCCAAACCUCUGCAGCAACUUCCUCAAUUGUUGGGACGGAUGGGCCUGGGAACAGGAAUGUCCUGCUGGCCUUUUGUUUUCAAAUGAAGGAUAUUGUGACUAUCAGUAUAAUGUAAAUUGCAACCAUCGAUACGUUAAAGAAGAACCGAAGCCGCUAUGUAAUAAAGAGUUUGAGGCUUUUAAAAACAGUAAUAACUGUAAGGAGUUCUUCAUUUGUGUCCAUAAACUACCCAUGAAGUUUCAGUGCCCAGAGGAACUAGCUUAUAACGAGGAAUUAGGGGUAUGUGAUUACCCAGCUAACGUGCACUGCAAUAUGACACUAAAUAUCACCACUCCUGAUCCUCAAGCUAUAGAGGUUUCCACUACAGCAUCAAAGGACCCAAGUAGUUCAACAACCACACCGGAUAAGCUUAUGCUGAGCAAGACGGAGUUCAAUAGUCAAAGCUGGAAAUCUGUUCAAGUGGCGACUUCUCGACAGGACGCCAUCAAGCAACUAGGUCAGCUUGCUCACAUACAUACCGGUUACUAGAUAGCAAUGAUAUCACCUUACUAGGUCUUAUUUACUAGGAAGUACAUAUCACACCUUAUAUGUGUAACCUGGAUCUUUCUCUUUUAGUAACAGACCUAGUAUGCAGAUGCAAUGCAAUAGCUAUUUUGUCUUCCGGUUGAUUUUAAUCAAUAAGGGAAUUCUUAAAUAUUGUUAUCCAACGUAAUUAAAAAUAAUAAUUCAAUUUACUUCUCAAAAUAUUUAAUCUUUAAGAAAAUUGGCUUUAUAAGAUUGAUCUCUUUGGAAGAUCAAGCAAUCAUUAUAUAAAAAUCUAUUUGUUUAAAAAGUAGUUUUAAAUCGCCUUUGCAUAGUGCUGUAAAGUCCCACACUUUCCAAGAUCUUUGGAGUUUAGCAAUCAAGAUUGUAAUGGUGAAAGCCUGUCAUUAUCACGUGCAUUGAUACGUUUAUAUUAUUAAGAUAAACUGAUUGUAAUGAGCUAUUCAUAUUAAUAAAAUAACCUAUACUAUAA